CGUCGAAUUCCACCCCAAGGCGAAGCCGCCCCAGAUGGAGUCCACCAGUCACAUCCCAGCACGCUCAACUUCCGUCACCCCAGGUCUCACUUGUGUCUCUCCACGCCCUCUAAAAGAGCAUCGGACUGAAAAAGGUCCGUCUUCAUCGCCGGUGUCAGACUCUAAUCAGCAGUGUCACGACGAACAAAUCCGCCGCAAUUCUGCAUUUCUCGAAGUUGGACUUGGUGGUAACGAUGCUAUUGUCGACGCAAAAUUGAGACGAGCCUCACGUCCAAAACUGCAGGUUCGCUUUCGAAGCAAAGUCGACAUUGUCGAACCUGAGGAUACCGACCAGUUCGACCCAGAUCCAACUGCCUCGUGUGCUCCAGAGGCAAUGCCCGCUUUUUUUCCGACCUUGCCUAGGCUCCUGUUCCUGGUUCUUGCUAUCGUCCUCAUCAUCCCUAGCCUUCACACCUCUCCAUUAUUAAAAGUCGACGCAAAUCCCGUCUCCUCUACGUUUGGCCUAAAUGACGGGCUGCGACAGAUAUCAGGUCGGAAGGAAGCACUUCUACCUAAAAUAGAAGAGAGACAAGACACCUCAACGACGGUCUGUAAGAGAUGGGCUGCACAGAGCGCUUUGGUAAAUGGAACUCUGUACUAUUAUGGAGGCCGAUCCACAAGCUCCUCCUCGCAGACGUCAGAUACCUGGAACAAUGACUUCCUGAGCCUCGAUCUUACCACGUCCUGGCAGAUUUCCACUCCUGCUCUAACAGCUUUACCUCGCCCAAGGGGGCCUCCCGCUGUCUCCCUCGGCUAUCUCUGGCAUUCAUACGAUGCAUUAUACCUUUAUGGUGGACAGUUUUCUGACAAUCCUGUCGCUGAACCGGAUCCGUUUUCCACCUGGAUGUGGGAUAUCGCGACAUCAUCCUGGUCGGAACUGGACGAGCCACGUACAGCUGAAGGUGAACAUUCCGAGCCCGCCAACCAGCCGGUCCAGCGAUCUGCCGAAGGUGCGGGGGCUUCUGUGCCUGGCCUUGGUCGUGGUUUCUAUUUUGGUGGUCACCUCGACGGCUAUACAACGCCUGGCUGGUCACAAUCCAUCGCACGUGUGUAUCUGCGAGGGUUGCUCGAGUACACUUUUCCAGGCUAUCGCAAUCCAUCAGUAAGUAGCGGCGCCGCGGCAGGGGCUGAUGGCAUCUAUCGAAACAUCACCCAAGGAGGGAUUCAGGACUCGGAUGGAUUUCCUGAACGUGCCGAUGGCAUUCUUGUUUACGUGCCUGGAUACGGCGACUCAGGUGUGCUCUUGGGACUGGCUGGGGGCACCAACGCAACCUUUACGCAAAUGAAUGUGAUUGAUAUCUACGACAUUGCAUCCUCGACCUGGUAUAAGCAGGCAACAUCAGGACCCACACCCGACAUCCGUGUGAAUCCAUGUGCCGUGGCCGUUUCAGCCGCUGACGGCAGCUCAACCCAAGUUUACAUGUACGGUGGUCAGAACCUCAUCCCCUAUGGUGAGCAGAUUCAGUAUGACGACGUGUGGAUCUUGACCAUCCCAUCAUUUACUUGGAUCGAGGUGGAUACCUCGGAUCAGUCUACACCUCCAGCUCGUGCAGGACAUUCGUGCGAAGUAUGGAAUUCGCAGAUGAUCGUUGUAGGUGGGUACGUGGGACAGGAUCUCUCGUGCGAUAGUCCCGGCAUCUACGUGUUCAACACCAGUUCCCUAAGUUGGCAGAAUACUUACAAUGCAUUGGAGACCGAGGAUGAUUUGAAUCGGCCUGAGAGCCAACGGGAUGAUCCUCUCGCACUUCAGGGAUCAUAUGGAUAUGCCGUUCCCCAACAGGUUCAAUCAGUUAUCGGAGGAAAUGCUGUUGGGGCGGCCACAGUGACAUCACCUGCCCAGACGGCAACGGAUGGACCGAUGGCCACGGGUGCACCACGAACAUACACAGUGACUAACAGCGAUGGAUCUGUGGCAACCCAGACAUCGGCAUCGAAUGGAGGAUCAGGAGAAGGCGGAAAUGAAACUUCUUCGAGCGGGCCCAACACUGGAGCCAUAGUUGCGGGGGUUAUUGCUGGAUGUCUGGCGAUCCUGGCAGGAUAUCUGGGAUUCUGCGUGUGGGUGUAUCGACGGCAGUUGCAGAUCUACAAGAACCACAGCACCAUGUCCCAGCAGCAACAAUCGGAUCCCCGGUGGGCUGGGGGAGGUUUUGCGGCUGGCGGUCAGCUAAGCAAGGAGGAGAAGAGCCAGUCGAGUGGAAGUCGGACGAGCGCCGACAACCGCAGCGGUCACGAGACUAAUUCGACGGGGGCGAGAGCGAAUCCUCUGGCAAGCAACAACCCUUACAGAACUGUGCCGGGUGGUACAGGCUCGGCAACAGCAGCCAGUAGCACCGAGAAUCUUAUGGCUGGACAAGAGCCGAGUUUCCUAGGAGUGUUCUUGAACCCUCGUCGAAGUUUGCGGGUGGUGAAUCGGGACUGAGACUGUAUGAAAUUGUGGAUGAAGAAAUGAAGAGCCCUCUCAACAGGCUGGGAGGGCACUCGGACGAGAAAAAUGCGAUUUUAGGAAGUCUGCGAGAAGACUAGGCCCUGGUCUCUGGCAGACUCAGCUCGCUGGUAAACAGGGAUUUUUGAUGAAUUUUGGAUAUACCCAAAUAGUUAGUCACGGCGAGCGUAUUGAUUGGCGACGCCAUUGCAAGGAGUUAUAUAAUGGCAGGACGGAUCUCCUAGUAGGUCGACAAGGCAGUCAAUACGAAAUGGGAUUUUUUCACGCGC
Molecule: messenger RNA, 2751 nt
Organism: Exophiala mesophila
Lineage: Eukaryota; Fungi; Ascomycota; Eurotiomycetes; Chaetothyriales; Herpotrichiellaceae
Exons: 2
Coding region: 35-2458 (807 amino acids)
Molecular function (GO): protein binding
Source: RefSeq, a predicted model, not a curated record